CAGACAAUCAGGAUGCUGAAGCUGUUUGGACUGCAGUGCAUAAGUCCCGGCACUUUUUUCCGCCAUCAGCGCUAUUACACUAUCCCUACCAUCGUGCAGGCCUGGAGGAAUGAGCAGAGUGGGAUCAUCAGGGAGUUGAAGGAGACUGGGGGUGGAUUGAUCCUGUCUGGUGACUGCAGAUCAGAUUCUCCUGGACACUGUGCCAAGUAUGGUAGCUACUCCUUGAUUGAGGAUCGAAUUAACAAAGUUUUGGAUGUUCAGCUUGUCCAAAGCUCAGAAGUCCCAAGCAGCUCUUGGUGUGAGCUAGAGGGUCUAAAGCGGAGUAUGCAGUUCCUGAUGGACCAAGACAUGCAAGUGUCUGCUCUGAUAACAGACAGAAAUCGGCAGGUGGCCAAGUGGGUACGUGAGAAAAUGUGUUCAGAAGGAACAAAGCAUUUCUUUGACGUCUGGCAUAUUGGGAAAAGUGUACAGAAAGCACUGGAUGCUGCUGCAAAAGAGAGGGACUGUGAGGAUCUGAAGCUGUGGAGGCCUGCCAUUAUCAACCAUCUCUAUUGGACCGCAGCUUCCACCCCUACAGGAGAUCCAGAUGAGAUGCAGGCAAAAUGGCAGAGUAUGAUAAAUCAUGUACAGGACAUACAUGAACACAGCUCUCCAGCAUUUACCAGCUGCGCACAUCCACCGUUGGAAGGAGAGGCAAGAAACAAGGAGUGGCUGGAACCAGGAUCACCAGCAGCCACUAAACUGGAGAGUGUAGCUGCCAGGAAAGCACUGGUAAAGGAUAUUCGACAAUUGUCACCUCAGCAUCAGACAUUCUCCCUGGAGGCCUACCAUUCCCUUAUUCUGCACUUUGCUCCCAAACACACUGGCUUUUCUUUUCUUGGGAUGUACAGCAGGUAGUGUUAUCACUUAAA
Molecule: messenger RNA, 911 nt
Organism: Carassius carassius (crucian carp)
Lineage: Eukaryota; Metazoa; Chordata; Actinopteri; Cypriniformes; Cyprinidae
Exons: 6
Coding region: 13-897 (294 amino acids)
Source: RefSeq, a predicted model, not a curated record